AUGCUGGUACAUGCUGAAGGUGAUUUCCUGGUGGUUGGGCCCCCAGGCCCUAUCAUGGCAGAGCUGGGCAAGGACGCCACACUGCCCUGCUCCCUGCACCCAGCCAUGAGUGCAGAGGACAUGGAGCUGAGGUGGUUCCGGUCCGAUACCUUGGAGUCUGUGUUCAUCUAUCAAGACCGGCAGGAGAAGAGUGAAGAGCUGACGUUCCAGUAUGCAGGGCGGACCUCACUGUUGGGAGAAUUACUCAGUGAGGGGGAGGCUGCUGUGAUCAUCCACAAGGUCCAGGCUUCUGACAAAGGGCUGUAUAUCUGCAGCUUCAGAGAUGGAGACUUCUAUGUGCAAACUGUAUUGGAGCUGCAGAGAGAGAGAAAGAGAGAGAGAGAGAAAGAGAGAGAGAGAGAGAGAGGGAGAGAGAGAGCAUGGAUGGGAACAAUUCUUAGGAGAGAGAGUGCCCUGUGA
Messenger RNA from Condylura cristata (star-nosed mole), 459 nucleotides. RefSeq names its product butyrophilin subfamily 3 member A2-like. The coding region runs from base 1 to 459 and encodes 152 amino acids. Gene Ontology annotation, cellular component: external side of plasma membrane. Gene Ontology annotation, molecular function: signaling receptor binding. Gene Ontology annotation, biological process: regulation of cytokine production; T cell receptor signaling pathway. The transcript has 3 exons. The record is from RefSeq and is a predicted model, not a curated record. Lineage: Eukaryota; Metazoa; Chordata; Mammalia; Eulipotyphla; Talpidae.